Messenger RNA from Phasianus colchicus (ring-necked pheasant), 639 nucleotides. It is a transcript of the gene TXNL4A, whose product is annotated as thioredoxin like 4A. The record is from RefSeq and is a predicted model, not a curated record. Gene Ontology annotation, cellular component: spliceosomal complex; U4/U6 x U5 tri-snRNP complex; U5 snRNP. Gene Ontology annotation, biological process: mRNA splicing, via spliceosome. Lineage: Eukaryota; Metazoa; Chordata; Aves; Galliformes; Phasianidae.
GGACCGUUGCGUCACUUCCGCUGCGCCUCGGGCGGCGCUCGCGCGGCCAGGUCCCGCCGAGAGAAGGCCGAGAAGAACGGGGCGGGGGCCUUGGGGCCGCCGCCGCACUCCCGCCCGCCGGGAUGUCGUACAUGCUGCCUCACCUCCACAACGGCUGGCAAGUGGACCAGGCCAUCCUGUCGGAGGAGGAUCGAGUGGUGGUCAUCCGCUUCGGGCACGACUGGGAUCCGACGUGCAUGAAAAUGGACGAGGUUCUGUACAGCAUCGCCGAGAAGGUAAAAAACUUUGCUGUUAUUUAUCUUGUGGAUAUCACUGAAGUACCAGACUUCAACAAGAUGUAUGAGUUGUAUGAUCCCUGCACAGUCAUGUUUUUCUUCAGGAACAAACACAUCAUGAUUGAUUUAGGUACAGGUAAUAACAACAAGAUCAACUGGGCAAUGGAAGAUAAACAAGAAAUGAUUGACAUUAUAGAAACUGUUUAUAGAGGAGCCCGCAAAGGUCGAGGUUUAGUGGUAUCACCAAAAGAUUAUUCUACUAAAUACAGAUACUGACAUUUUGUUGGGGCUGUGCUUUUCUUUUUUAACCCUUUCUCCACUUAAAUUUAUUUUUCUGUAUGUGUGUACAUACAUAUGUAUAUUA